Molecule: messenger RNA, 1365 nt
Organism: Penicillium roqueforti
Lineage: Eukaryota; Fungi; Ascomycota; Eurotiomycetes; Eurotiales; Aspergillaceae
Exons: 2
Coding region: 1-1365 (454 amino acids)
Source: RefSeq, a predicted model, not a curated record
AUGGAGCCUUCAUAUAAAAAGGCAUCAUUCUCAAAAUCCCGAACAGCCUCCGCCACAUUCCCACCCACCCAAACCUCCAACCGGGGCCCGAGCCAGAACCAGCAAGCCAGCGACCUUCAGGCCAAAUCAGAUGACUUCUCCAGAUUCAGUAGCCAAGGAAGUCGCCAAACAGACCGAAAAAAGUCUCAUCGCUCGCACCGCCAUGGCUCCGAUGACCGCCAAAUCUCCCCAAAAGGAGAGCAUCGAACUGGCUCAUCCCCUCAGCAACAAGAGCCAUCCACCUUCGAUGGCUUGAGGUCCAGCCGCAACAAAUAUCACAAGUCGCGGGAGUCGCGCUUCCCUAAUCCCAUGAUCCACCUGGCUUCCUCCGCGAGCGCGAGGGGAUUGCUCCAUACUUGGUCGGGCGGGAAGGAUAAGGAUCGCGAGGGCGAUGAUGGGUUGUUGAGGCCGGUUACGAGGGAGACGACCCGGAGUCGAUGGGGAUCUGAGUCGACUACUGGUAUGUCAGAUGGUCGGAAGGGGAGUCUGCUCGAUACACCUGGACAGCAUGAGCAAUUAAUGCCUUUCCGCCGGCACGAGAUUCUGUCUAUGGAUGACCUGGAGAAGGUUAAGAAGCGGAGAAAGCUAGGCGAGGAGUAUCUACGGUCUGCAUUGACUUCAAUUGGGACGUUAGCGACAGACGUCACCCGUCGGCUAGACUACACCUAUUACAAUCUGCUCGAGAAAAUCACAGCGCUCAACUCGACUAUCUCGUCGUUCCAGGAACUCUCCGACUCAGCAUCAACAUUCCUCAGUGACUUCGAACGUGAAACAGUCGAAUUAGACCAGGAUAUCCGCAAACAGCUCAAUGACCUAAAAGGCUUCGAGCCACAGGUCCGCAAGGCUGACGCGUUAGAGCAACGCAUGAAAGUAGGCCGACAGCGCGUCGAAGAACUAGGCAAACGACUCGAGACCGUACGACACGAGAUCGAUAGCUGGGAACAGCGAGAAACAGAAUGGCAAACCCGGACUAGCCGUCGACUACGUAUCUUCUGGGGCAUUGUUACAAGUGCGCUGUUGGUGCUUGUCCUUGCUCUGGUCCUCCAGAACUGGCCACAAUUCUGGUCUUCCCACGGUGAGGCGUCACGUUUGACAACGUCAAACCACUCUUUGCCCUCUGUGCCACCUCAGUCCGAGGUGUGGGAUCACGUUUUCGGUCUCGGGGAAAGAGGUUUAGAGUCUGAUGCAGGGCUUGCUCGAUAUCCGUCCAACCUUGCAAAUCGUCGCGAGAGCCUGGACAAGGCUGGUCCGACUUCGACGAUCCGAUCAGGGCAUGAUGCAGCAGCUGCGGAACGCGAUGCUAUGAGUGCGCUGGAUGAAUUAUGA